AUGCGCAAUUUCAACUGGGAAACUCUUCCCAAACACACUGUGGUGGGAAAGCACAACAUCUGGACCACGGAUACGAUUGACGGGGAGUACAAGCUGGACACGGAUCACAUGGAGGAGCUGUUCAGCCACAAGCAGAACCAGCAGCUCAAGGCCCAGAACCGCCAGAGUCUCAGGUCACAACCGACGGCCGGUGCAGGAGGGGAACUGGUUUCCAUCCUGAACUCCAAGAGGAGCAUGAACAUUGGAAUUUUCCUGAAGCAAUUCAAGCGGCCUCUGAAAGACAUGAUCCAAGACAUCAUAUCAGGCCGUGGUGACAGUUUCGGCUCAGGAAAAAUGAGGGAGCUGUGCAAGCUACUGCCAGAGGACGGAGAGGUCAAGCAGCUGGUGGCUUUUAAGGGUGCGGACUCGACUCUCCCUGAAGCAGAUCUGUUCAUGCUGAGGCUGGUGAGGAUUCCAAGUUAUGAAAAGCGUCUCAGCAGCCUGGUGCUCAAGGAAGAGUUUUUCCCCCUCAUGGAUGAAAUGAGAGAAUUCAUACGAACUUUGACGGCUGCUGGACGAGAGCUGUUGGAGUCUGAUAAUCUCCAUUCUGUCAUUCGUCUGGUACUGAAGACUGGAAAUUACAUGAAUGCUGGAAGCUACGCAGGCAGUGCCAUCGGCUUCCGAAUGGCGUCGCUGCUGAAGCUGGUGGACACCAAAGCAAACAAACCUGGAAUGAAUCUGAUGCAUUAUGUCGUGAUGCAAGCUCUGAAUGCCGACACGGCCCUGCUUGAGUUUCCAGAGCAACUCACAAACAUCGUGGCUGCAGCGAGAUUAAAUAAAGGUGAAAUUGAAGCAGAGAUUGCACGACAGGUGAAGAAAGUACAAGUUGCCAAGGUGGACACCCUGAAGCAGGAAGACCUAAAGACACAGAUGGAGGAUUUUCUAAAGGAAGCUGAGGUCUGCUUGGCCGAAGUGGAAAUUGAAUUUCAGGAACUGCAGUCAGUGAGCGAUACUGUGGCCGAUUACUUCUGUGAAGACCCAAGCAAGUUCAGACUGGAGGAAUGUUGCUCCAUUUUCAACUCCUUUUGCGAAAGGUUCCUACGGGCCGUGCAGGAGAACAAGGCACGAGAGGUGGCAGAUGUGAAGCGGAGACACAGAGACAGAUUACAGAUUACUGCCAAGCGCAGGUCCAUAGCUACCUGUUCCAGCAGAGACAAGGAAAUGGACGGUGUCGCAUUAGAGUCCGUCCUCCAGAACCUCCUCACCAGACGUGGCUCCCGCAGGAGAGCUGAAAGACCCUCGUCAACUCUAGGAAGCCCGAUGAGCAGCAGCCCAAACAACGGGAGCUUAUCAGAAAUUACCUCACAAACAAACCUCCCCCCUCGCACCUUUGAUGAGGAAACCGAUCGGUACCCUGGAGAUCCAACCAAUGAUGAAUUGAUCCGUUUUCUGAUCAGCCCCCCCGCCACCCCAAAACGCAUCUUGGGCCGCCGCCACACACUGCCCACCAAGGUCUCUCCAACCGAUGAAGAGCAGGAUACUCCGUUUGAUCUGUCUCCAAUCAGAACUCCCAAUACUGCGAGAGCAGAGUUCACUGAGCACAGUCCCCCAAAACAAGUGUUUGUUUUUAAUGAGGCUUCUCCCAGCUUUACAAAAUCGGACGCUCAAGACUAUAGUUUGUCAGCAGAGAAGAAAAACCAGCCGAGUGUUUCUACUGCUCAUACGACACAUGAAGGGCAGGGGGAGCGAAACCACGAGUUGACGGAGCCCACAGGAAACCACGUGCAAGGAAAGAACAGUGAAAAUAUCGCCCCAAAGAGCUCGUGGACUAAGACCGACACGACUGGACUGUUUCUGAGCUUUUUCAAACGUCUUGGAGACAUUGGCAAAAAUCAGAGCAGCAAAGAAACGGUUCAAAAGGGCUCUGGUGUAUAG
Messenger RNA from Limanda limanda (common dab), 1914 nucleotides. Its product is annotated as FH2 domain-containing protein 1-like. The record is from RefSeq and is a predicted model, not a curated record. NCBI's taxonomy places the organism in Eukaryota, Metazoa, Chordata, Actinopteri, Pleuronectiformes, Pleuronectidae. The transcript has 12 exons. The coding region runs from base 1 to 1914 and encodes 637 amino acids.